Bactrocera oleae (olive fruit fly) is the source of this 2451-nucleotide messenger RNA. RefSeq names its product glycerophosphocholine phosphodiesterase GPCPD1. Gene Ontology annotation, biological process: glycerophospholipid catabolic process. The record is from RefSeq and is a predicted model, not a curated record. NCBI's taxonomy places the organism in Eukaryota, Metazoa, Arthropoda, Insecta, Diptera, Tephritidae. Gene Ontology annotation, molecular function: starch binding; glycerophosphocholine phosphodiesterase activity.
AUGAGUGCCCAAUCACAAACCAUACAACUAUUCAUAUUAUUUGUUGUUGUGCUGUAUAGCGUGCUAUUACCACGAACGGUAAGCUUUCAAACGCAAUUUAGUAGCUAUGCGGACACAGCUGGUGAAUGGUCGCUGGGCUUGAAGAAGUCGUUGGCGGACUUCGUCGCACGCGCGGCUGGCAGAACAAUGAGCAUUGAAGCACCAUACAAGUUAACGCCGCAACAAAUGGAAGACUACGAGGCAAUCAUGAGCGCUGGCGAGGAUAUGCCCAGCGGUUCAUUCGCAUAUAACAAUCGCACUAAAGAUCAAAAAGAUGUCGAGUAUGUGCCGGAAGAUACGCGUAGCUUUCACUGUCUGCCGAUUAUGCGUAUUUUCACUGUGGAUGUACGCCGCGUUGUGCUUGUGGGCGAGCGUGUUGCUGUGGCGGGUGAUCAUGCGCGACUGGGCGCUUGGCAGGUGGAACUAGCUGUGGUUAUGACGCCAAGUGUUCGUGGCGGCGGCGGCGUUUGGUCAGCUAAAGUACCAAUUUGCGCUAACACGCGUAUACAUUACCGAUACUUUAUCUUCAGCGUCGAUAAAUAUGGCAGGCGGCGCGUGCACGAGUGGGAGGGUGUACCAUACGGUCGCGUGUUGGAGAAAUACCAAAUGUAUCGGCCACCCGGCAAGGAUCAAUUUGGCCUGCUGUCACAUAUGACCGUGGGCGAUGUGGAGCACGAAAAAGGUUGGCUGCGCCACGAGUAUGCCAUCGAAUUCAAGUUCAUUUGGGAUCAUCAUAUGAAGUUUUACCGUUAUAUGCAGUUGAAUCGCGGUACGAAAUUUUUGCUAAAGAUGAGUGUUUCACAAAAUGGGUUUGAGUUGGCGCCUAGUGCUUGGCGCGACACCGAACUGGAGGUAUCACACUACGCUUACAAUCGCUCGCAGUUUCAACCGCAAACUGAGCGCGGCGUACCCUAUACUGCGGGCGAUAUCGUCAUAUUUCGGUUCACAGCAGCGCUGAACACCAAAAAUUCGUAUCAGUUGAGUAUUUAUACGGCGGACGGUGAUCGCGUGGGUGAUGCGUUAAUUCUAGCGCUCGAUUUGCGCCACGCGGAAGGCGUGCUGCACGUGCCUAUACAAGGCACUGUGAAUGGCUUUCAGGUGGGCGCGUUGACGUUGCCUUACCUGAUAAUACGCCCUUUAGUUGGUGCCAUUGAUUAUAACUUACGCGGCAGUUUUCAGCGCUACUGGCCCAUGAAUUGGCCCCCGGUGGAUAUAGGUCACCGCGGUAUAGGUGCUAGCUACAACGCGGAUGCGCCGUUGAUGGAAAAUACCAUAGCCAGUUUUUUAUACGCGCACAAAUUCAAAGCAGAAAUGGUGGAGUUGGACGUACAGCUGACGCGCGACUAUGUGCCAAUAGUCUGGCAUGAUUUCGGUUUCACGACCGCGCCAAAGGGGCGCAAUGUGGAGAACGUCGAUGACUUAGAUUAUGCACUAAUUAAAGAUCUAACCUAUAAGCAACUGAAAAGCAGUCGCGUCUUUGCCAUCGAAGAUGGCGACAUCUCUGAAUACACGACCUACAACACGCGCGAUGCUUUGGAGACGGAGCGCAUAUUUGUGACGCUGCGUGAAAUUUUCGAAAUAUUGCCUUCAACGCUCGGCUUGGAUAUAGAAAUUAAGUGGCCGCAGCCAUUAAUAAGCGGCGCGUUGGAGGCAGCGCAAACGCUGAGUAAAAAUCGCUUUGUCGACACCAUUUUGACAACGACCGUCAAAUAUGGUUGCGGUCGUCCCUUAUUCUUCUCCAGUUUCGAUGCAGAUAUCUGCACGAUGCUGCGCCUGAAACAGAAUGUCUUUCCCGUUACGUUUGUGACGAUUGGUAGGACACGCUUGUGGGAACCCUACAAGGAUUUGCGCACGCGCAGCUAUCGGAGCGCCGUGAACUUUGCGCAAUCAGCUAAUCUUCUGGGUACCGUACCGCAUGCGGAAGACUUUCUGCAGCAUGGCGCGCUGCUUGACAUCGGUUUGAACUUGGGACAGGCAACAUUUGUGUGGGGCGAUGAGCUGCAAGAUGCGAACACUGUGGAACAAUUCAAACGCUGGUAUGUGUCUGGCGUAAUUUACGACCGCAUCGAUUUGUAUGGCCCGCCGCGCAAGCGUGAGCGCUUCUUCAGCGCACCAGAGUUACUCGACAUAUUUACGCGUCAGUGUAUUGUUGUUGGACAUUCCAACUGCAGCAGUGAGUUCGCGCUGCCGGAUGGUUUUGAUUUACAUGGGAAACCGGUGAGUCGACUUGGCUGUGAGGUGAUUGUGCAGCAGAUCGGCUGAAACGCACACAUAUAUAUUCGUAGUAAGUGUAUUUGUAGCUAAUGGAAUUUUUAAUAUAAUUAUUUAUGCAAAUAGUAGUAAGGUAUAGCACAAGCAUUAUUUUCAUGGCGUUCAAGCGUUGUUAAAAUAGGAAAAUAAAAGUAAAUUAAA